Messenger RNA from Cherax quadricarinatus, 8318 nucleotides. RefSeq names its product mucin-2. NCBI's taxonomy places the organism in Eukaryota, Metazoa, Arthropoda, Malacostraca, Decapoda, Parastacidae. The record is from RefSeq and is a predicted model, not a curated record.
ACUGCGUCUGCGCAGUUAUCGCCUGUGUACAACCCCGGAAGUGGUGAUGGUGACCCGGGGGCGCCGACCCCGUCUACAGUGGCGGCAACUCCGGUGGCAGGAGUCGCCCUUCAAGCUCCCUCCUCUGGCUUCACCACCAAGACGGUGUACGGAUUCCUCGACUUCACUACUGUCGUGGGCGACACUGUUAUGGUCUUCACGCCGCAGAGUCAAAGUGCUGCUAAACCUAAGCCCAGCAAGACCCGAGAGGCACUUACAGAAACGCGAACCUCUUCACGCUUUGUGCUCUCACCCACCCCCACACUACCGAGGCUAAAGUCCACUUCGGCACCCUCAACUCUUCCUCCCAGGCACUCUGUCUCACCUUCCUCUACCCUCGAGUCCUCCUUCUUUGAGCCAAAUACUGCUCUAGCCAUCGAGGAUCUUUUCUCCGUGGCGCCGAAAGUAAAAAAGGUCGAACAAAUAUUUGCAACUCCUGGGAAUGUUUACCAAGCGGAAGUCCUACCUGAGGAAGAGGAGGGGGAGGAAACAGAGACAGUGAGAGCAAUGCCCAAUGUGUCCAGGCGCCCAGCACCAUUCCGUCGACCUCCGAAAGACAACGCAGACACCACUGGAGCUCGACGACGUCUUGAUCUUAACUUUUUUGCGAACCGUAAGAAGUCAGAUGCCCCUAGAAGGACUCUUGGUGGUUCCACGAUUGUACCGAUUACUGUAGAGGGCACCGGCAAGCUAGUACAGAAAACUAAAGCCACGCAGGUGCGGCCACAGUCUCCAGUGUUUAUCACUACACCUUCAGAAGUUAUUGUGAGUGCUACUCAGGGAUUCGCCUCACUCAGUAUUAUCGGUCCCUUCAGCACAGCUGUGAACAACGAGCUGGGGCAAGUCAUUGAGCAUUAUGACUUCCUGUCAUCUGCUCCUACAUUGGACGUACAAGAGUCCUAUGACGUGUACGAAGUUGAACCGACUGCAUACGAAGACCUUCACAGCUCCAGUGUGGUGGACAAUGAUGUUAGCUUCCCCAUUGGCCUCGUCACCAAGAUAGAGGGUACCAUUGUAUCGGACACCCUCACUACCGUGCACGAGACGAGCGUCAUCGGUACCUACAUUGAUGGUCAAUAUGCUCAGGUGCUCCGAAGCACCUCGUAUAUCUUCCAGACGUCGCUAGCACUGGAGUCCAACAUUAACAGCUAUGUCGUGUCAUCUGACUACGAAACCGUCAAAUCUGUCAUCAAAGGCUCUGCUACACAGUUUAUCACACCAGAGCCCACCUCAGCCCUCCCACUUGAAUCUCUCUUCUCAGGCCCAACUGGCAGAAGUCGUGAUAGUCGCAGGAACGAUGACGAGUCUGCCAUCCAGUUGCGCAUGAGGUCUGCUUUGUCUAAGCGUCGAGGUGCACAAGAGUCUGGACCUCGCGCCCGUUCUCGGCCUGUUCAUGAUCCAUAUGUUGACGAGGAAGAAGAUCAAGACUUACAAAGAGCGGGAUCAAACUUGCGCCCAUCCUUUAGGUUCCAGCAAUCAAAAACUGUAAAAACACCAGACGUUAGUACAGUCUAUGCACAGACACCGAAGCCCACGACAUUCAGGCCGCGCUAUAAGCCAUCGGCCACUAGACGUACAAGUGGUCGCCAAACAACGUUGCGUCCCUCACAGCCGGGCACCAAGCGGCAAGGAAGACCCACAAGCCGCUGGCGUCUCGGGGUCUCGCCCAGACCCAAGGUUAAUGUUAACAGACGUCCCAUCAGUCCAUCGGAUGAGGCUGAACAGACUGUUGAGGAGAGUCACAGUGAGCCUGUUAUUCAACCAACUCCAGAGGGGCCCUUAAUUCCUGAUGCAGAAGAGGAGACUCUCCGUGUUGUGACCAGCACCCCAGCAGAUGGCCCCACUAACGUCUGGUUUGAGGUAGCGACUGUCCGAUCUCUUCACACCUACCGAGUGGGCACCAGUAAAAACACUCGGUAUGCCACCUUCACCAAGACCUUUACUCAUAGCAUCGAAGCUACGCCAGAGCCGAGUCUUCCUCAAGACGACCUCUAUGAGACGCCACUGUUUGAAAACAUUCUGGACACUGGUCCACGGGACGUGUCAACACUCCCACCUGUUGACAUUGGUACCAACGAUAUCUCCGCAGUGCUGGAAACAGCAACAGAGACCUUCAGUACUACGGAAAUUAUGAGGAAGACUUCUGUACUGCCGGUGUUGCAGGCCGGAGAGACCUUCUAUCACACACUCACUCAAACCUACCACAUCACCCGUGUGGUCACUGCGGUUAAAACUAUGCCGCCAUAUGAGGCUUUUUCUUUCAUUCCCGAGAACUCGCUCAACGAGUUUAACGGUCAGUUGUUGGCUGAAGGGACCGAGAACGACGAAGCGCUGCUGCCAGGAGAAGUUGAGUAUGACGAGAAUGGUGAGAUUGUGGAGACCACUAAUGAGACCCGCGUUCGGCCGCCUCCAGGCUUUCCUUUCCAGGAUCCCAACCUUGCCGAACUAGCUGGUGGACAGUUUAAUCCUGAUGUUUUCGAAAAACAGCUGCAUCCUCAGCUGGCUGCCGCUAUGGAACAGCGACAGCAGCAGCAGCAACCGCAGAGCCGUACAACACCCCAGCUGGCUCCUGCUCAACUCCCUGCACCAGCAGAGCCUGCCAUGGCAACCCCAGGACUCACGCCAGAGCAACUGCAACAGCUGGCCUUCCUCCGCCUGAUGAACCCCUUCAGCUUCGGGGCAUUUCCUUCUCUGCAGCCGCAAACGAGCAUCACCUCCUCACCUGUCACCAUCACCACUGACCUCACCACCACCUCCACCCGUAUCUUCCGCGUCAUAUUCAACGCGCGGCCCAUUAUGACCACCAUCAGUAGUGUGGAGGUCGUCCACACUACCCUCACAACUUACUCUUUUUCCACAAUCACUGUCACACCUAGUAUCUCACCAUUCCCAUUUCCCUUCAAUCCUUCUCCCUUCCCCGUUGGAUAAGCUACUUCCCCACUAGAGCAGCCUCUACCAGGGCAAGAGAUCCACUCAUUUACCAAUAUCCUCCACCGACACUAUGAGCCCUCCUUGUGUUACCUCAUAACAUACCAGCGUAUACAGUGAGGUAACCUCGAAAUGCAGGAAUAAAACGCUGUGUAUAUUCACGUACUUUGCGCUAAAGUCGGAAAAUAGAACAACUAUAGUAACAGGAAGAGGAAGUAUUUAGAUCAACGGGAAGACAGCAGGCACUUGGAACAACGGGAAGACAGCAGGCACUUAGAACAACGGGAAGACAGCAGGCACUUAGAACAACGGGAAGACAGCAGGCACUUAGAACAACGGGAAGACAGCACGGGAAAACAGCACGCACUCUCACGAGGGUAGACACGAUAACGACCUUUACCUGUAUAGUAUUUCCUUAAACAGAAGAAAGAAGAGGACCACAGUUCACUGUAGCGAAACACCUCAAAACAUUUUGGAGUGUGAUAUUUACCCCCACGUAGAACAUCGAUGCUGAUACUGAAAGAAAAUAUUCACUGGGAGAUGCAAUGCUCUCUACAUUUACGCAACCCUUAAGCAUUAUCUGGAUAUAGCAUACUAGUAACUCCCGUCACUAGAUGCUCUAGUGUCCGUUUCACAGAUCUAUUUUGAUAAAUAUUCAUAAGAAACAGAUAAUUUUUUUAAAAUAUUUAUUUAAUGUGUGAAAUUACUAUAUUUCAAAUUUAGUUAGUUAGUUAAAGAUUAGCCGGUAGUCUCCCGGCCCGGGCCUUGUCCAAGUGGUGGCCCGGCCUUGGCUCCCUCUUUAGGGAGUGUCUGAGACCUAAGUCUCCCAUGGGAGGAGGCACAAGUACCUCCUCAUCUUUGGGACCAACUGUCCCCAGGCCUAGCCACAAGCUAGGCCUCUCUGGUCUGCCAUCCCCGCCACAAGGGGGCUAAUGGGAAUGACAGUCUUAUGAGCUAAAGGCUCGGGCUCAGGCACCUACCCUACCCUAGAAGGGCUGGGCAUGGUGUCGAUCGAUCUAUUUCAAAAUUAUUAUUAUUAUUAAAGAUUCACCGGUAUUCUCCCGGCCCGGGCCUUUUCCAAGUGGUGGCCCGGCCUUGGCUCCCUCUUUAGGAAGUGUCUGAGACCUAAGUCUCCCAUGGGAGGUGGUACAAGUACCCCCUCAUAUUUGGGACCAACUGUACCCCAGGCCUAGCCACAAGCUAGGCCUCUCUGGUCUGCCAUCCCCGCCCCAAGGGAGCAAAUGGGAAUGACAGUCUUAUGAGCUAAAGGCUCGGGCUCAGGCACCUACCCUACCCUAGAAGAGUUAGGCAUGGUGUCGAUCCUAUUUCAAAACAAACACCAAAGAGGUAUGGGUCAUAACAUAGUUUACCUCCUUAUCAGGAGAAAAAUCUAUGUUAAUUCGGGCCAAGGUGUUGGUGGAGGAUUAUAUAAACGUCUAUUUAUAAUAUUUUUUUAUAAUUUUUUAUGUUUUAUAUAAAACAAAAAAAAAAUAAAAGAACAAUAGUAUUGCAUUAACAGCAAAACAAACUACUAGUUUAUCUUCGUAUUUUGACAAUUCAUCUCGGGUUUUCAGCUGUUUGGCACAAAUUUUAACUACUUGGUAAGGCUGAACGAGGUCAGUGUAUAUACACAGGAUAUAUAACCUGAGAGAUGUAUUUCUGUCAGUGUAUAUAUGCUGAUAGUUAACUUUGAUUUCUGUUUUAGGUAUCAAAGUAUUUUGGUGGUGAAAGAGUUACGUGCAGCCUUAAUAACCCUACUGUAGUCGACAGGUGCGUAAGAUUCCCUGUCUCCUAAUAUCAUGUUCAUUUUUCCUCUAUAAUCUACCUUGUCCGUAACUAUUAUCUCAUUUCCUUUGUCUGCUUUCUUAAGAUGAAGUCCAGGAUCUUUCCUUAAUUCAUGGUAAAACUUAACAAAUCUUUGAGGACAAUUGUGUUGUAGAGGUCUGAGCUUUGCUCAGACCUCUACAACAUAAUUGAUUUGUUAAGUUUUACCAUGAAUUAAGGAAAGAUCCUGGACUUCAUCUUAAGAAAGCAAAUCAAAUGUGAUAGUAGUUAUGGACAAGGUAGAUUAUAGAGGAAAAAUAACAUUAUAAGAAAACAGGGGAAUUGACGUGUCCCUUAAACCCCAUCAACCAACCAACCUGCAUAUACACCGAGGGGGAGUAUACCUCAGUGUAUACACCAAAAAGAGUUUAUACGCUGAGAGUUUACUUCAAUCCCUCUUGUGAGAUUGGGUGCAGGAGAUUACUCUCAUCACCGUAGAGUAGUCGUGAGUAUACCGGCCAGUGGAGUAUGGAAGAUCAACUUUCAACACUUGAAUAAUAGGUUGUGAUUCAUAUAAAAUACUAGAAAAAAAUUAGAGCCAUAGCAAUAAUAUAUACAAAUACAGUAGUUUGUUACCCCUAUAUUGCUCCUAUGAUUUUGGCUAUUAUCAUUCUUGCAUCAGUCCUAAUUAAAAAAAUGUAUGUAGCGAAAUUUCGAAUCUGUUUUCCGAGGUUAGCAUAAUUAAGCCUUCUAGCCUAUGCUAUCUUCUUUCGUCUCGAUAAAAAAAAAAAGAGGAAACAUAGAAAUAUUACACUUACAUCAAUUGCAACUUAAAACUUAAUUUACUUGGAAUUCAGAUUUGAAUCUAAAAUUCACUCUACGUAGAAUAAGAAAAUAUUCUUUAUAGUGUACAGAGAGAGAGAGAGAGAGAGAGAGAGAGAGAGAGAGAGAGAGAGAGAGAGAGAACAAUGCCUUUCUUGAAUCCCUAAAAACAUCUUUCUGCCAAUCUUGUAUUUUUCUCCAUUACAGAGAUUGGCCAUCUGCCUUAUUUAUCAUAACAUUAGUGAUGAGGUUGUAAACAGUGCGUUGAUGAUGCUGUGGCCAGGAGUAAACAGUGUUGAUGAUGCUGUGGCCAGGAGUAAACAGUGUUGAUGACGCUGUGGCCAGGAGUAAACAGUGUUGAUGAUGCUGUGACCAGGUGUAAACAGUGUUGAUGACGCUGUGACCAGGUGUAAACAGUGUUGAUGACGCUGUGACCAGGUGUAAACAGUGUUGAUGACGCUGUGACCAGGUGUAAACAGUGUUGAUGAUGCUGUGACCAGGUGUAAACAGUGUUGAUGAUGCUGUGACCAGGUGUAAACAGUGUUGAUGAUGCUGUGACCAGGUGUAAACAGUGUUGAUGCUGUGACCAGGUGUAAACAGUGUUGAUGAUGCUGUGACCAGGUGUAAACAGUGUUGAUGAUGCUGUGACCAGGUGUAAACAGUGUUGAUGACGGUGUGACCAGGUGUAAACAGUGUUGAUGAUGCUGUGACCAGGUGUAAACAGUGUUCAUGAUGCUGUGACCAGGUGUAAACAGUAUUGAUGAUGAUGUGACCAGGUGUAAAGUGUUGAUGGUGUGACCAGGUGUAAACCGUUUAUACUGUGACCAGGUGUCAAAUGAUUAUGCUGUGACAGGUAUAAACAGUGUUUAUGCUGUGACCAUGUGUAAACUGUUUAUACUGUGACCAGGUGUCAAAUGUUUAUGCCGUGACCGAGUGUAAGCAGUGUAGUCAUGGUGUGACUAGGUGUAAACAGUGUCUCAUGAUGCUGUGAUCAGGUGUAAACACAACUUCAACUAAUGAUACUUGUAAAUAUAUGUAAAUAUACGUCUUAAGUCACACUGACACCCCCAACAUUUCCAUUUUCUUACUUGCUAAUAAAUAUUUGUAUUAGAGAAAACCUUUCAUUCCACUCCCUGACGUUUUUACAGUGACUUAUAUAGAUGUAACUGUAUAGAUUAGCCACCUGAGGAUUAGGUCCGUCUCACUAAAAUAGGUAGUUAAAUAACUUCUGUUAAGGGCACUUGAAGGAUGACCUUGACAGGUUGAUGUUGUGGUUGGAGAAGUGGCAGAUGCAAUUCACUGUAGACAAGUGUAAAGUUCUAAUUUUAGGAAAAGCACUUUAAAGCUAAAUAAAGUUGAUCUUAGAGAAAAUAAAUGCGAUAAUUUUUAGUGGUUCUGCUUAGCAAAAAUUUAAUGCUAUGACAAUAGCAUAAGUUUUCGUAAUAUAGAUAAUAGAAUUUUUGGCUUCUCACUAAGAAAUAUAAUUAAUAGAAGUACUCGGGCUACACUAAAACUUUAUUUAUCUUUGGUUAGAACUCAUUUAGAUUAUGCUGCUCAGUUCUGGGCUCCAUAUUACAGGAUGGACAAAAAUGAUCUCGAAAACAUAGAGAAGAAUGAUGAAGUUCACAGAAGACUUUGCUACGAAAAUAGGCGGAAGGCACUAAACUUAUAUUGUUUGAAAAGUAAGUUUAUUUAGGUAUACACAAAUACAUUUACAUAGAUUAUCAUACAUAGCAACGUAUGUGUAGAGAACUCAGGAUAACCCAAGAGAGUCAGACAGAAUAUGGGGAGAUAUGAUUGAAGUAUACAAAUGGAAAACAGGAAUGAAGGAGAAAUGCGCAGUGUGUUGAAAACAUCUAACCAAGGCAGCAAUAUAUUCAAGUUAGAAUAUGGAAGCACAACACCGUGAAUGGAACACUGUCUAAAUAACCUGCACAUUGGGAACUAAAAACUUAUGACAACGUUUCUGCCCAAUUGAACUAUUUAAUAUUGCAAGUCGGGCCGAAACAUCAUCGUAAGUUUCAGUCUCCUAUGUACGGGUUAUUUGUGAAUUCAAGUUGGAGAAAUUAAGAGUUAGAGAGGAUGCAGGAAGUACUGGUUUAGCAACAAUGUCGUAGAUGAGAGAAACAACUCCAGGGUAGCCUCACUUAGGUCACAACUUUAGGUAGUUUUAAAAAUAGGCUGGACGGGCACAUGAGUGGGUAGAGUUAUACUUACUUGGGCCAGUAUGUUCGCUGCAGUGUUCUUGUGUUUAUGAUGCUCUUGUGUUCAAGGUUUCACCUGAAGAUUGGGGGUCAAAGUUGACUUUACUUACGGGUGAAUUAUUAUUGUGCAAAUUCUCCAGUAUUAAAUGUGUGGUGCAAUAAAGAUAUUUAAUGAUAAUGGUAAAAGCCUUUGUGAAUAUAUAACGUUAGCUAAUAUUAUCUAACGUAUUGUUAUUAUUAAAGAUUCGCCGGUAUUCUCCCGGCCCGGGCCUUUUCCAAGUGGUGGCCCGACCUUGGCUCCCUGUCUAGGUGUGUCUGAGACCUAAGUCUCCCAUGGGAGGAGGUACAAGUACCCCCUUAUCUUUGGGACCAACUGUCCCCAGGCCUAGCCACAUUCCCCGCCCUCACGGGGCUCGUAGGGAGAAGCUAGGCCUCCCUGGUCUGCCAUCCCCACCCCAAGGGGGUUAUUGGGAAUGACAGUCUUGUGAGCUACAAGCUCGGGCUCGGGCACCUACCCUACCCUAGAAGGGCUGGGCAUGGUGUCGAUCAUCUAACCUAGCU